AUGGGGAUUGACUCUGGAGUCAAUAUUUCGGAUGAUGUUGCACCUUACGGGGAAAAAAGUGCCUUUACCCAACUGGAGCACAACAUAGUGGCUGGGUAUCUCAUUACUGCAGGUGUUAUCAGUUUAAUGAGCAACAUUGUGGUGCUGCUGAUGUUCGUGAAGUUUAAGGAGCUCCGCACUGCGACCAACUUCAUUAUAAUCAACCUGGCCUUUACUGACAUCGGGGUGGCUGGGAUCGGCUAUCCCAUGUCAGCUGCCUCAGACAUCCAUGGCAGCUGGAAAUUUGGCUACACUGGUUGUCAGAUCUAUGCAGCUCUUAACAUCUUCUUUGGUAUGGCGAGUAUCGGCCUGCUGACUGUGGUGGCCAUCGACCGCUACCUCACCAUCUGCAGACCAGACAUAGGGCAGAAAAUGACGGUGCGGUCAUACAACCUUCUUAUUCUGGCGGCCUGGCUGAACGCUGUGUUCUGGUCCUCCAUGCCCAUAGUGGGCUGGGCGGGUUACGCCCCUGACCCCACAGGGGCUACAUGCACCAUCAACUGGAGACAGAAUGAUGCCUCCUUCAUCUCUUACACUAUGGCAGUGAUUGCUGUGAACUUUGUGGUGCCGCUGUCUGUCAUGUUUUACUGCUACUACAAUGUGUCAAUGACUGUGAGGAGAUACAAAGCCAGCAACUGCCUGGACAGCAUCAACGUCGACUGGUCGGACCAGAUGGACGUCACCAAGAUGUCCAUUGUGAUGAUUGUCAUGUUCCUGGUGGCCUGGUCUCCGUACUCCUUGGUGUGUCUCUGGGCAUCGUUUGGUGACCCUAAGACUAUCCCUGCUCCCAUGGCUAUCAUCGCUCCACUCUUUGCCAAGUCCUCCACCUUUUACAACCCCUGCAUUUAUGUCAUCGCAAACAAAAAGUUCAGAAGAGCCAUCAUAGGGAUGAUCCGGUGUCAAACCAGGCAGCGAAUCACCAUCAAUACCCAGGUUCCCAUGACAACCUCCCAACAACCUCUGACCCAGUGAGGUGGAUU
This is a messenger RNA of Chelmon rostratus (copperband butterflyfish), 1019 nucleotides long. It is a transcript of the gene rrh, whose product is annotated as retinal pigment epithelium-derived rhodopsin homolog. Gene Ontology annotation, cellular component: membrane; photoreceptor outer segment. The record is from RefSeq and is a predicted model, not a curated record. Gene Ontology annotation, molecular function: G protein-coupled receptor activity. The transcript is spliced from 7 exons. Gene Ontology annotation, biological process: visual perception; G protein-coupled receptor signaling pathway. NCBI's taxonomy places the organism in Eukaryota, Metazoa, Chordata, Actinopteri, Chaetodontiformes, Chaetodontidae. The coding region runs from base 1 to 1011 and encodes 336 amino acids.